This is a messenger RNA of Durusdinium trenchii, 3019 nucleotides long. Lineage: Eukaryota; Dinophyceae; Suessiales; Symbiodiniaceae. The record is from the annotation of a GenBank genome assembly.
GAUGAGCCUCGCAUACCCCACCUGGCGGAAGCAGAAGGAGGAGGAGGAGAAGGAGAAUGACCAGACCGAAGAUGGUCAAGAGCCGCCCACCAAGAAGCCGCGGCGUGCACGCGAGACGCGGUACUUUGCGGCGCGUGGGCGCGUGGCCUCAACGCUGAAAGCCCGUGAGAGUCACCUCUUUCGGCCAGUGCGUUCCAUUGGCGCCGUGGCUGAUAGCCUGCCCUUCUCAUUGCAGACGUUGGGUGAUGCCUCCUUUCUCACCACCAGCGUGGGCCGUGGUUUCCAAGUCUUCGAGUGCGAAAAACUGCGCUUGGCGUACAUCGGACCGCGCUUCAACGAGAAGGUCCGCGCGCUCAUCACUGUGGGGGAAACCAUCAUCACUGCACUGAAGCAGGACGUCGUGGUGUGGCACAAGUUGACCGAAUUGGGUCGCUUUCGUGGGCAUCACACAGCCGCCACGGUGCUUUGCGCGGUGGGUUCCAGCUACUUGCUCUCAGCCGCGGGAAAGGAGUUGAUCGUGUGGCAACUGUCAGAGGUCGGAAAUCUGGAGGCAGAGACUCUUUUGGAAUCCCGCGAGGGAAAGUGCGUCCUCGGUCCACUCAGCCGCCUCAACGUGGGUCAGGACUUUGGGGAGGUGACAUGCAUCCGGCAUCCGCCCACCUACUUGAACAAGGUCCUAGUGGCCGGCAGCGAGGGGAAUUUGCAGUUGUGGAACCUUCGAAGCGCAGAGUUGAUCCACAGCUUCAAGUGCCACAAGCCGGAACAGGCAGUGGGCAUUACUGCGUUGAUGGAGGCCAGUGGAGCACUGGAUGUGGUGGCCGUAGGCUUUCGAAGCGGCCGGAUUUGCCUGAUGAACAUCCGUGAGGACCGAAUACUCUUCGAGCUGCAGCAGGCACAGGGCCCCGUGAGCUGCAUUGCUUUCCGCUCCGACGACGCCUCCAUGCCCUACCUCGUCAGCGGCGCACCAACAGGCCACUUUGUGGUUUGGGACCUCGAGAAGCGGAGAAUGCAUCAUGUGAGGGAAGCCCAUCGAGGGCCGAUCACCCAUAUGGCCUUCGUACCCAAGGAACCCUUGCUGAUAACGAGUGGAACCGACAACGCGGUGAAGAUGUGGAUCUUUGAUACUGCAGAUGGUAUGUCGAGAUAUUUGAAAGGCCGUUGUGGCUGUCCGGGGCCCGCGCGAAAACUCCAGUUCUAUGGUGAAGGUGACAAGGAGCUGAUUGUGGGAGGCGGCUUUAAGGGCAAUGGUUUUCUGUCCAAGAUUUCCUUCAUUCAGGAUCAACAAAACAAGGAAUACUCUCAAGCAUCCCUGAAGAAGAUGAACUCGCAGGCCGUUGCGGUGGGCAAUCUGGAGCUCCCGCCAGUGGUGGACGUUGCAAUUUCCCAGGUGAGGCACUAUGAUUGGCCCUGUGUAGUCACAGUGCACAACGGACUGCAGGCUGCUAUGGUUUGGUCCCCGAGCCACCAAGCCCUGUCCACGACAGUGCUGAUUCCACCUGGCGAGCUAAGUGGGAAGAGCCCGGUCUCAGCGGUGGCAGUGAGCACGUGCGGCAACUAUUGCAUUUUGGGUUUGGAGAAUGGGGCCUUGCACAAGUUCAACUUGCAGUCGGGAUUGCACCGUGGCACUAUCCCCAUAGUAGCUGUUGGACAGCAGGAUCCAGACUCCUUUGGGGUAAAGGUCCCGAAGCGCCCGGCGAUGGCCAAGGCCCCUCCGGGCCCGCCAUUGGCGCAUUUGGGGCGUGUGUGCGGAGUGAUCAUCACCAGCUCGGGACAGGUGGCCUCAGCUGCCUCACAUCCCAAGGACUGUUGCCUGAGACUUUGGAAGCUCAGCACACAGGAAGCUUUGGAGAGCAUUCCCUUGGGCCAACGAGGCCCGAGCUGUCUCAUUGUGAAGCACUUCGGCGUUCUGGUGGCCUGCGGCUUGGAUGAUGGGACUUUAGCCAUCGUAGACUUGAACAGCAAGUCGAUCGUCCGCUCCUUCCAGUGUGGUGUGCCAGCCACCGACCUGGCCUUUGCGCCGGACGGCCGAUGGCUGGCGGCGGCCGUGUGCGACGGGGGACUACGGAUUUUUGACCUCCCUGCGGCGCGGUGCAUCGAUUCCUUCCUUUUUGCACAGCCAGCGCUGGGACUUUGCUUCAGCCCCAGUGGUGCCUUUCUUGUGACUAGUCAUGCGAAGAACAAUGCCAUACAGGUUUGGGCCAACAAGUUUCUUUUCGACCCAUCGCUGUCAGCACCACUCCUUCGGCCAGAGCCUGAAGCUCCAAUCAAUGUUGAAGAGCCUGGAGCACCUGAUGAGGAGGAGGAGGAGCCAGAGGAGGAUGAGGAAGGGGACAGCAUGCCAAAUAUGUGCACUUCGACGACCCCUUUGGAUCCAUCCUUGCUGACCCUCUCGGAUGUGCCACCUGCCAAGGUGUUGGCGACUCUUCACUUGGACUUGGUGAAGGAGCGCAACAAGCUGAAGGAACCUCCAAAGCCUUUGCCCAACGCACCCUUCUUCCUCCCUACUGCGCAUGAGGGCGUCACGCCCCGCUUCGCAGCACCACUGGGAGACGAGGAGAACGAGGCUCCAGAGCCAGAAACCACUGGGCGGCGGCCAUCACUCUUUGAGGAGCUUACCGAAGAGAAGGACAAGAUGGCGAGCUUGCCCUUCCAAAGCUUUCUUCGGAAAGGCCUCUACGACAAGGCCUUGGAAUUCCUCAAGUGCCAGACGCCGUCGGGAGUGCACCUGGCUUUGGAGCAGAUCGGCCCAAUGGCUGGCGGAGGUGAGCAGGAGUUGGAAGCAGGCCUCCAGUUCUUCCUCCACCAUGUGACCUCCUCACACUUCGCCGAUGAGGUUCAAGCGUACCUUUCAUUGUUUCUGAUGGCUCAUGGAGAGGAGAUCGCUUCCUCCAAGGAGCUGCAGGAUUUGUGCGGCAACCUAGCUACAGUGCAGGAGAAAAUGUGGUCCUCCUUGAACACGAGGUGUCAGAAAGCGCGCUGCUUUCUGGGCAUGCUCACCCAAACUCAGUCACAGUGGUGA